AUGGCUAGAAGUUUGGAGGAGUUGUACAUCUUGAAUCGUGCGUCGCUGCGUUUCUUGUUGGCUAAUGAGUCGAAAAAUAUUAUAAGCAAUAAGCCGGUCAGCAAAAAGAUAUCCGAUUGCUUCAAAUCGAACUCGGAAAACGAUGUUUUUAUGGACUCUCUGAACGACGAUCUGACGAAGAACAUCAAAGUGUUGCCAUUGCUAAAUAAGGGAUACCGCGGGAAUAAUUCUAGGAGGGAUAGGAAUUUUUGCUUCCCCGUCGGCUGUGCAGCGGUGCAUCGGAUGAUGUAUUGCGGUGGAAGAAUGGUCGAAGCACCCAUAGUGACGGUGGAGCAGGGCCAGCUGCAAGGCAAGGUGGUCAACAGCCCAGCUGGCAAGGGAUUCUAUAGCUUCCAGGGCAUCCCUUACGCUACACCACCCUUGGGAUCUUUGCGGUUUAAAGCGCCUCUUCCACCACAACCAUGGGAGGGAGUCCGCGACGCCACAGCCGAGGGGAAUGUCUGUGCCCAAAUCGACCAGUUCUACAGCAAGCCCUACGAGGGAGACGAGAACUGCCUCUUCUUAAACGUGUGCACACCGAACCUUGAUGGCGAGUUCCUUCCCGUAAUGGUGUUCAUCCACGGUGGUGCUUUCCUCUUCGGUUCCGGAAACUCGUCGCUAUACGGGGCCGAUUAUUUAGUCGAAAAAGACGUGGUCGUGGUCACCAUCAAUUAUAGGUGUGGAGCGCUCGGCUUUCUAAGUCUAAACACACCAGAGGUCCCCGGAAAUGCAGGUCUUAAAGACGUCGUGCUGGCGCUUAGAUGGAUCAAGCAAAACAUCCACAAAUUCGGGGGUAACUCAGGUAAUAUCACAGUUUUCGGCGAGAGCGCGGGCGCCGCCAUCACAUCUAUUAUUGCGGCUAGCCCGCUCACUAAAGACCUGAUCAGCAAGGCGAUAGUGCAGUCAGGAAUCAUGACCAGCAACUGGGCCAUACAGCAGGACCCCAUAUACAACGCUAAAACUUUAGCUAAAGAGUUAGGCUGCGAAUCGAAUGACGUCGACGAAAUAUUGGAGUUCCUCUCAACGACCCCAGUCAGAGACAUAGUCGAGGCGAACACCAAAAUGAACCCAAUAUCAGCCUUGUUCGAGAAAGAAGAAAUACUUUUCGCACCCGUUAUUGAAAAGGAAUUCCCUGGCGUAGAAGCUGUACUGACUGAGCCCUUCAUGUAUAUAUUGAACUCGGGUAGGCUGGCCAAAGUUCCAAUAAUGGUGGGUACUACAUCCCUCGAGCUGGUGGGAGAUAGGGGUGAUUUGGAUAACUUUGUCCCCAGAGAUCUCGGUAUUGAGAAGGGAUCUGAGGACGCGGAGGCCUUCAAGAACAGAGUGAAAGAAUUGUACUUCAAGGAUGCAGAGGAUCUCUUAACGAGGUCACAGCUGUUGUCCGAUGUCCUUAUAAAUGCGGCGACACAUAGAUUCGUUCGUCGUCUAGUCACAGUGUCAGAUCAACCAGUUUUCUAUUACAAAUUUGAUUAUAUUGGUGAAUUGAACAUAACGAACAAACUGCCAAGCAGUAUGGGCGUAAAGCACGCAGGUCACACGGAUGAGUUAUCCUACAUUUUUAAGAACGACUUUGUGGCAGAUGUGGAACCAACUCCACAAGACCUAACUAUGAGGGAAAGGAUUGUGAGACUCUGGACCAAUUUCGCUAAGACUGGUAACCCGACUCCUGAUGACAACUUCUACCUCGCUGUGAACUGGCUGCCGGCCACCAAAGAUACCCUAUACUGCUUAAAUCUCAGCAACGAGCUCACCCUCCUUGCAAACCCGAACAAAGAGAAAAUGGCAUUCUGGGAAGACCUCUACAUGAAAUUCUACAAACCAGUCUCCCGAAGAAGCGCCAGCACCGAAAUUCUAGUGAAGAAGGACGAAGUUGAUUCUACACCGGUCAUUGUCCAGGAGACGGUCAUACAAACUAUAGUGAACGACGAACCCGUCCAAAAUAUAGUUGUCGUCGAAGAGACCACUGCGACCAACCUCGCGGACUUCGAGAAGAAGGUGGAGGAAAUACAACACGCGAUGGACGAUGCGCUGGCGCAGAGCAACGGUUCGGUCGUGGUGGUGGAGGAAAAAGUGACGGAGACUAGGGAAAACUCGCUCAGUAAACUCAUAGAGAACUCGCAAGGAGAGGAGAUACGCUCUGUACGUGACAUCAUGACGAUAUACAAAGAGAACGGCGUCGAGGAACACAAGCUGAACGGGAACGGCGCCGUCCACAAAGUUCGCCCCUCCAACGAAAUCAAAAUGGUACAAAACAACUCCACCAACCCGAAGGACGUGAUCCGCGCUAACGACCCUCCGGAAGACGACCUCCCAAAAAACAUUGGCGUCAAUAAAUUCGUCAACUUCUUCGAAUCACUCGGGAAGAAGUGA
Leptosia nina is the source of this 2409-nucleotide messenger RNA. NCBI's taxonomy places the organism in Eukaryota, Metazoa, Arthropoda, Insecta, Lepidoptera, Pieridae. The record is from the annotation of a GenBank genome assembly.